UAGUAGUACAGUUGAAAAAGUUAGAAGAAGAAAAAAACUUUUAUCCCACUCUAUAAAUACAAAACUUUUAAUGUAAAUUAUUCUCUUUUAUCACUUAUCAUAGAAACAUAUUGAAUAUUGAAUAAAUAAGUGAAAGAAUCAAGUUAAUUAACCAGAACAAACAAAAGAAGAAGUAAAUUUUCUUGAAAGAAAAAUAAAAAAGUAAACAACAGCAACAGCGAUAAAAUGAACACAUAUAUGGUACUAAUGUUUAUCUUAACUAUUAUUAGUGUACACUUUCAAAAUACAAUCGGUUUUACAGAAGUAGAUGAUUAUGAUACAUGGCAAAGAUAUCCAAAUUAUGAUUAUCAAAUGGCUUAUACAAGAAGAUAUCCAGAUUAUCAUAAACGUGGAUUACGUAAUAUGCGUAUGGGUAAACGAUCAAUCUAUGAACGUAUGAAAUCUAUACCAACUGAUUAGAUCAUAAUAACUCUUACUUAUCAUCAGUAUUGUUUACAGAAUAAUAUUGGACAUAUAAUAAUAAUACUUAUUGUAUUGUUUGUUUAUAUGAAUGGAUUCGAUAAAUAAAGAUGAAGGGAAAUUUUUUUCUUCUUUUUCUACAUAAAAUUGUCAAUAUGUUGCUAACGGCAUUGACUUAUGUGUUACUAUGCAAUUUAUCUAUCUACAUACAUAUACAUAUUCAUAUAUAAGAGUUUAUGCUCCAUUACAAAGUAUAUCUAUGUGCAAUAAUUGAAAUGUAAUU
Schistosoma curassoni is the source of this 742-nucleotide messenger RNA. NCBI's taxonomy places the organism in Eukaryota, Metazoa, Platyhelminthes, Trematoda, Strigeidida, Schistosomatidae. The record is from the annotation of a GenBank genome assembly.